Messenger RNA from Arachis ipaensis, 1375 nucleotides. The record is from RefSeq and is a predicted model, not a curated record. Lineage: Eukaryota; Viridiplantae; Streptophyta; Magnoliopsida; Fabales; Fabaceae.
AUCAUUUCCAAUUCUAUUCUUGUUCAUACUUCAUUCGUAGCCCUUUCUUUCUCUAUAAAUAAGUUUCUUCCAGCUUCAACAUUUCAUCUAAUACAAGGAAUAAAAGUCCAUUCAUAACUCUUACUCCAUAAUCUUGUAACUGACAUUGUUUUUUUUUUUUUUAUCGAAUUAGGGGGUGGGAAACAAUGGCAAAGGCAAUUAGAUUCUUUGAGUUAAACACUGGGGCCAAGAUUCCUUCUGUUGGAUUGGGUACUUGGCAAGCUGAACCUGGUGUCGUAGGCAAAGCUGUCACCACUGCUAUUCAGGUUGGAUACAGGCAUAUUGAUUGUGCUCAAGCCUAUGGCAAUCAAGCAGAGAUUGGUUCAGCUCUCAAGAAGUUGUUUGACGAUGGUGUUGUAAAGCGCGAAGAUUUGUGGAUCACCUCCAAACUCUGGUGUUCAGAUCAUUCCCCAGAAGAUGUGCCGAAAGCAUUCGAUAAAACUUUGCAGGAUUUGCAGCUUGACUACCUUGAUCUCUAUCUGAUCCACUGGCCAGUCCGCUUUAAAAAGGGAUCGGUUGGAUUCAAGCCUGAAAAUCUUGACCAGGCUGACAUACCCAGCACAUGGAGAGCCAUGGAGGCGCUAUACGACUCCAGAAAGGCUAGAGCCAUAGGAGUUAGCAAUUUCUCUUCAAAGAAGCUUCAAGAUUUAAUUGCGGUUGCACGAGUGCCUCCUGCUGUCAACCAAGUUGAGUUGCACCCAGCAUUGCAGCAGCCAAAGUUGCAUGCAUUCUGCGAAUCUAAGGGAAUUCACUUAUCUGGAUACUCACCAUUGGGGUCACCUGGAAAUCUCAAGAGUGACAUCCUUAAGAAUCCUGUUGUCAAUAUGGUUGCGGAAAAAUUGGGUAAGUCACCUGCACAAGUGGCCCUUCGAUGGGGAUUACAAAUGGGGCAUAGCGUGUUGCCAAAGAGCACCAAUGAAGAGAGAAUCAAGGCAAAUCUUGAUGUCUUUGACUGGUCUAUUCCUGAAGAACUCAUGGCCAAGUUCGCCGAGAUCAAGCAGAAAGCUUCUUUUUCUUUUCCCCAAUGACUCGAGGAAAUUUAUUUGUCCAGGAGAGGUUAAUCAAGGGUACUGCUUUUUUUAAUGAGACCUAUGGCCAGUAUAAGACCAUUGAAGAACUCUGGGAUGGCGAACAGUGAGCGAAAUGUAACUGCAUUGCGACGUUUACAUUGAUACACUCAGAUUGUUUCCGUCAUUGGUCUAUUUAGUAUCCAAAACUACAAGUGGAAUGUGAUUUGAUUAUGUUGGUUUCAGGGUAGUGCUGCUCUUGGUUAAUAAUUCAGCAAGAUACCAAGAAUCAUUUACUUAUGUAUUGCUACAAAUAGACCCAUAGUUUU